Messenger RNA from Lolium rigidum, 2157 nucleotides. Its product is annotated as putative wall-associated receptor kinase-like 16. Lineage: Eukaryota; Viridiplantae; Streptophyta; Magnoliopsida; Poales; Poaceae. Gene Ontology annotation, molecular function: protein serine/threonine kinase activity; ATP binding; polysaccharide binding. Gene Ontology annotation, biological process: protein phosphorylation; cell surface receptor signaling pathway. Gene Ontology annotation, cellular component: plasma membrane. The coding region runs from base 1 to 2133 and encodes 710 amino acids. The transcript is spliced from 3 exons. The record is from RefSeq and is a predicted model, not a curated record.
AUGAGAACGCCUGCUCUAGUUGCCGUGGCAGCGGUGCUAUUUCUCACAGACGGCAUAACAGCGGCAAGCUCCCCAAGCAUCGCAUUGCCUGGAUGCACGAGCAAAUGUGGUGCCAUGGACAUCCCGUACCCCUUCGGCACCACCCCCGGCUGCUACCGGCCUGGAUUCAUGGUCACCUGCAAUGAGACGUACCGUCCACCAAAGCUGUUCCUGGACAAUGGAGCCAGUCCUGGUCCUGGCCCUGAAGUUGUCGACAUAUCUCUGGCAAACAGCACGGUGCGUGUUGAGAGCUGGGUUUCGCACUUCAUCGUCGGCAACAUGAGCCACGUGCAGCUGGCCAUGAGCCGCAGCUCACCCUUUGUGUUGUCAGCCAAGGCGAACAGUCUCGUCAUCGUGGGGUGUGGCUUCCGUGUUGUCGUGGACAUCGUCGACGGCACCGGCGAGCCAUUCUUGCCUGACGUCGUGUGCAACGGCAUCGGCUGUUGCCAGCCAUCCAUCCCGGUUGGCCUUCUGUCCUUCCUUAUUAAUCUCUCCCCUCUUGACGGUGCCAGCAGAUGCCUGAUUACCCCGUCCCUGGCGCCCGAGCCAGCGUUCAACGCAAGCGUGCACAUGGUGGAGCAAGAGUGGUGGACCGACGGGUCGAACGUCUACGGCCUGCAGCAGUACUUCAUUGACCUCCCAUCUUACCCUGACAUGAGCCCAUUCUUUGUCCCUGCAAUCGCAGCCUGGGCGUUGGGCAGGUUCCCCUGCGAAGAGGCUGCCCAGAGGCCAGAUUUUGGGUGCCGCAGCAAGAACAGCAUGUGCCUCAACUCCACAAAUGGUGCCGAUGGCUAUGUUUGCCAGUGCAGUGAAGGCUACCAUGGUAACCCUUACAUGACAAAUGGAUGCCAAAGUGGGCGAGGUCGUCUAGCAGCUGGAAUAAUUUUCUCUAUAGGAGUCGGCAGUGGCAUAAUUAUUUUGCUUCUAGUUCUUGCUGUCAUCUUUGCAACAAAAAAGGUCAAGGAUCAGAAAGCCAAAAGGAUGAAGGAAUAUUUCUUCAAGCAAAACCGUGGGUUAUUGCUCCAGCAAUUAGUAGACAGAGAUAUAGCUGAAAGGAUGAUUUUCAGCUUAGAAGAGCUUGAGAAAGCAACAAAUAAAUUUGAUGGAGCUCGCAUUCUUGGUGGUGGAGGGCAUGGUACUGUCUACAAAGGCAUUUUAUCAGAUCAACACGUUGUUGCUAUAAAGAAGUCCAAAACCGCAAUCAAAAGAGAGAUCGACGAGUUCAUAAAUGAAGUUGCCAUCCUUUCUCAAAUCAAUCACAGGAAUGUGGUAAAGCUUUUUGGUUGUUGUCUUGAGACAGAAGUUCCACUGCUAGUCUAUGAGUUCAUUUCGAAUGGAACCCUCUAUGCCCAUCUUCAUACUGAUGGUCCUCAAUCAUUAUCAUGGAAAGACAGAUUGAGGAUUGCAUCUGAAGUUGCAAGUUCCUUGGCAUAUCUUCACUCGGCUGCUUUGAUAUCGGUAAUCCACAGGGACGUCAAGACAUCUAACAUACUGCUAGAUGAUCGUUUGACAGCGAAAGUGUCUGACUUUGGUGCUUCUAGAGGUAUUGCAAUUGAUCAAUCAGGGGUAACAACUGCCAUCCAAGGAACAUAUGGAUAUCUUGAUCCUGAGUACUACUACGCAGGCCGGCUGACAGAGAAGAGCGAUGUCUACAGCUUUGGUGUCAUGCUUGUAGAACUGCUUACAAGGAAAAAACCAACCGCCUCCAUGCCAUCAGAAGGCGUCAGUUUAGUAGCACACUUCAUGUUUCUGUUGAACAAAGAUAGGCUCGGUGAGAUACUAGAUGCACAGGUCUCCGAGGAGGCUGGGGACGAAGCCAGUGAAGUAGCGGCAAUGGCUGCAAUGUGCUUGAGGAUGAAGGGGGAGGACAGGCCGACGAUGCGCUAUGUGGAAACGAAGCUCCACGGGCUGCAGAGUGUGGAGAACACCACGCAGGGUGACCCAGAAAUGCAGGAAUAUCGGGUUAAACUACGCCACACGACAUUUCAAAGAAGGAGCGACGAUGCUGCUGAUGCUGAUAAGGAGGGUCAAAGCAACAGCAGGCGAUAUAGCUUAGAGGAGGCGAUGCUGCAGUCAGCCAGCUUGCGACGGUGAUCUUCAGGAAAUUCUUCACCACAU